UUUGAAUACAGAGUCGCAGCGGGGAGCUAAUUUCCUUAAGACAUUUUUCCCUCCCCCCCGGCUCUGAGACGUUGGUAGGUCCCACUUCCGGUCUCCCCGGAAGUUUCGCGCAAUGGAGAGAGGAGAAAUGCCUGAGGAAGAAAGGCAGUCGGGCCGUGUUCUUCCUACAAGUCUGGAAUCAGAGAAUUUGAAGAAGAGCAAUUGGGGGUUCUUGCUUACUGGGAUCAUUGGUGGUGCCCUGGUGACAGUGUAUGCUGUGGCUACACCAUUCAUCACACCGGCCCUCCGCAAGGUUUGUUUGCCGUUUGUGCCUGCAACUUCCAAGCAGAUUGAAAAUGUCGUGAAGAUGUUGCAGCACCGAAGAGGAUCCCUGGUGGACAUCGGCAGUGGCGAUGGGCGGAUUGUGAGUUAUGUCAAACGCUUGAAGGUGAUUGCAGCUGCAAAGGAAGGAUUCCCAGCUGUGGGCUAUGAACUGAAUCCAUGGCUGGUUUGGUACUCCAGAUACCGUGCCUGGAGGGAAGGUGUGCAUGGCUCUGCCAAGUUUUAUAUUUCAGAUUUGUGGAAGGUCACCUUUGCACAGUACUCCAAUGUUGUUAUUUUUGGUGUGCCUCAGAUGAUGCCACAGCUGGAGAAGAAACUUGAGCUUGAACUUGAGGACGAUGCUAGAGUUAUUGCCUGCCGAUUCCCUUUCCCACACUGGACUCCAGACUACACUGCUGGAGAGGGCAUUGACACUGUGUGGGCAUAUGACAUGAGCGCUUUCAGAGGACGGGGUAAGAGGGCCAGAGCAUGCAUGCAUCAUCCAGCAGAGCUUCAUGGAGGCAGCUGAGAAGUGCGCUUCUUCAUGCCCUAGAUGCAGCUGCUGCCGCAGAGCCACCUCUCCUUGACACCGAACAAGAAGUCACCACGCUUUCCUUUCCUCUUGGAGAAAACGAACAGAAGCUCAGAAAAACACUGAGGUUUAUUUAAAAUCUGCUGCUUUUUAAAGGGCAGUUUCACGUAGCCUGGCUUGGCUUUGAGUUGGCUGAGGAUGACCUUGAACUUGCGAUACGUCUUCAGUAAAAUCUGCUCUCAGUGGACUAUUCUGGAUGGGUUUACUGCAUUUCUGUACAUGAGGAUGCAUGAAGAUAUAAAUAAGAGACUGUUUGUUUGGGUCAGAAGGUUGUCAUCUCAGCAGCGUGUUUUAAUGCCAUGGAAGAAAAGGGAGGGGCCCUUAGGCAGUUUCCUAUAGCUUUGUUCAUAAGUGAGGCUUAUCUCCUUUCUGUAGUUGGUAGCUAAGUUAAUUAAUUAUUUAAAAUAUUUAGAGUGACAUUUAUAUUUUUCCCCUAAGGCUGUUGGCUUACUGUACUGUAUUGAAUGAACAUGUAUAUGUACAUAUACAACUGUGUGUAAAUGGACUAUGUAACACACAUGUUUUAACAUUGGGGAAAUGGUAACAAGUUGCAUUUGGCUUUAGUUGACAGCAUUUAGUUGACAGCGUUACGUGUUUUGGUUACAAUUGUCGUACAUCUGUAGAUUUAAUGAGGCUUUUAAAGAGCCUUGGCUCAGGGAGAUGUUAGUAAGGGCUUAACAGUGAGUGACUGUGAGCUCUCUCUGGGGCCUGUGCAUCAGUUAGUAAAAGCAUAACAGUAGCCUUUAACCCCAGCACUUGGAAGGCAGAGGCAGGUAAAUCUCUAUGGGGUCAAGGCCAGCCUGGUCUACAAGUUGAGUUCCUGGACAGCCAGGGCUGUUACAGAGAGAAACCCUGUCUCGAAAAACCAACCAAGCAACCAACCAAGCAACUAAACAAGCAAUCAAGCAAACAAACCAGUGAGUGGCUGAGCUUUGGAAUCUGAGCUGAGGUUCUGUUUUGAGCAGGAGGCCUUGGGCAGUGACUGACUGUCUCUGACCCUUGCAGCCUGCUACCAGGACAGUGAUAUGCUGAACAUGGGUCUGGGGAUCAGUUUUUAAACUUACUGCACAGUCUUUGGUCUGCCAACGGUGUUUAUGUUUUAGACACCGAGGGAAAGCUUAUUGGAGGGAAAUCACAGAUUUUUUUUUUUUUUUUGCUAGUCACUUCUCUUAUGAGAAUAGACAUUUAUUUAACAUUUCUCAUUUAUGAGAAGAGACUUGACUGGUUUAGAUAGAAGACAAGUAAAGGAAAACCUUUGAAUGUGAGUAGACAGGCUGUAUAGAUCUGAAAAAUGAGUAUCAACUGGUGGCAUGGUGGUUCAACUCAUCUGUUCGUCUCAGAGAAAAGAUCAAGCUGCACUCCUACACUGGGACCUAAAUACCAAGCUGUUCUGAUGGGAAUUUAAUUUUAAAAGGUGUCUGACUAUUUAGCUAAACUGAUCAGAAUAGGAACAUCUCAUAGUUUCCUUGAGAGGACCAACUGGGGACACAUGCAUUCUGUCACUCAUUCAUCACACACAUGUCUGCUGGUUCACGAUGAAAAGACAUUGCUGAUUCCGACCUCCAGAAGUUCUGGAGAAUGCAGAGACAGAGAGCAAAUGUUAGGGUGUGUAAGGUUUUCUGAUGAAAUAGAAGCUUUGUGUGUUUGUGAGGAGCACACAGAGGGUGUGGGCAUUAAAUAAUUUGUUGACUGUU
This is a messenger RNA of Meriones unguiculatus (Mongolian gerbil), 2586 nucleotides long. It is a transcript of the gene Atpsckmt, whose product is annotated as ATP synthase c subunit lysine N-methyltransferase. Bases 113 to 829 code for a protein of 238 amino acids. The record is from RefSeq and is a predicted model, not a curated record. Gene Ontology annotation, biological process: regulation of mitochondrial ATP synthesis coupled proton transport; peptidyl-lysine trimethylation; positive regulation of proton-transporting ATP synthase activity, rotational mechanism. Gene Ontology annotation, molecular function: protein-lysine N-methyltransferase activity. Lineage: Eukaryota; Metazoa; Chordata; Mammalia; Rodentia; Muridae. Gene Ontology annotation, cellular component: mitochondrion. The transcript is spliced from 5 exons.